Nezara viridula (southern green stink bug) is the source of this 962-nucleotide messenger RNA. NCBI's taxonomy places the organism in Eukaryota, Metazoa, Arthropoda, Insecta, Hemiptera, Pentatomidae. The record is from the annotation of a GenBank genome assembly.
AUGACCCUUCUGUGCCUGCUACUGCUGCUGACAUCCGCCGCUGCAGCUCAAAUGACCAACUUUGCUGAUGUUGCCUGUGGAAGAGCACCUAGAUUAGGAAGAAUUGUCGGUGGAAAAGAUGCUGCCAAUGGUGAGUUCCCAUGGAUAGUAUCAAUAACAAGGAGAGGAGGGCACUUUUGCGGUGGUACAGUCCUCAACAAUAGAUGGGUACUCACUGCUGCUCACUGCCUUUGCAGUGGUGGAUUAGUGUUGGGCACUGGCGAUCUUCGAAUUUUAGUUGGAGGCCAUGAUCUCAGGCUGCCACCAGCAAAAUAUGUUGGAGUCAGGAAUGUACUACUGCAUCCUAGCUAUUCCUGUUCUAAAUAUUUGAAUGACAUAGCUUUGUUGGAAUUGGACGAGGAAUUAUCAUGGUCGGAUGCAGUAAGACCAGCCUGCCUGCCAACGAAUUAUCAAGGAUCAUUUUCUGAUUCUGUAGCUGUUGUUGCAGGCUGGGGUUGGACAUCAGAGCAAACCAGUGCCAGUGCGGGAGGAAGAACUAACAUAUUACAAAAAGUAGAGUUGACAGUACUCGGAAAUGAUAGAUGCCGUGCCUGGUACAAAUCAAUGGGAAAGAAGGUUAAAAUCCAUGAUUCUCAAAUGUGUGCUGGAUUUGAACAAGGAGGAAAGGAUUCAUGCUGGGCUGACAGUGGCGGUCCUUUGAUGGUCGGAGAAGGACAAAAUACGAUGGUUAUCGGUAUUGUUUCUACUGGAAUCGGCUGUGCUAGACCAAAAUUACCAGGUCUGUAUACAAGGAUAUCUGAUUAUGUUUCAUGGAUAGACCAGACUUUAAGAAGAUAAAAACAGAUUUCCAAGAUAUUCAAAUGGCAAUGGUUAUGUGCAGAGUUUGCAUCUUACUAAAGUCAAAACAAUAUAACAGUUAUUUUAAAAUAUUUGUUUUUCAAAAAUUACUAAACAUUAUAUAC